Colossoma macropomum (tambaqui) is the source of this 3248-nucleotide messenger RNA. RefSeq names its product signal peptide, CUB domain, EGF-like 2 (gene scube2). Lineage: Eukaryota; Metazoa; Chordata; Actinopteri; Characiformes; Serrasalmidae. Gene Ontology annotation, biological process: signal transduction. Gene Ontology annotation, cellular component: cell surface. The transcript has 23 exons. The coding region runs from base 130 to 3201 and encodes 1023 amino acids. The record is from RefSeq and is a predicted model, not a curated record. Gene Ontology annotation, molecular function: calcium ion binding.
GCGGGUCUCGUGAGCGCAAGUCGAUUUUAAGCGCAGUGAAGAUGCGGCGGACGCUCCUGCGGCUCCUCAGAGACGCUUCUUCCUAAAACGCUUCUUCUCCAGGACGGUCUGAGCGGGUAACCCGGCGCUAUGGGGGCUGUUUGGAUGGUGAGGCGCCUCUGUUUGCUUUUGCUGCUCUUAAACUCUCGCCAAAGCGGCGCGCUUCCUCACCUCGCCGAUGCGGAUCAGUGCGCGGAGGGCAGCGAUGCGUGUCACAUCGACGCGAUUUGUCAAAACACCCCGACGUCCUACAAGUGCACAUGUAGAUCGGGCUUUAAAGGAGACGGGAAACACUGUGAAGACAUUGACGAAUGUGAUUCGGAGUAUAACGGCGGCUGUGUACACGAGUGCAACAACAUACCUGGCAAUUACCGCUGCACGUGCCACGAUGGAUUCAAUUUAGCACACGAUGGACACAACUGUCUCGAUGUGGAUGAGUGUCUCUUUAACAAUGGUGGCUGUCAGCAUGUAUGUGUCAACACCAUGGGUAGCUAUGAGUGCCGCUGCAAGGACGGCUUCUUCUUAAGUGACAAUCAGCACACAUGCAUCCAUCGCUCUGUGGAAGGCCUGAGCUGCAUGAACAAAGAGCACGGCUGUGCCCACAUUUGCAGAGAGACGCCCAAAGGUGGAGUGCUCUGUGAGUGUCGUCCGGGAUUCGAGCUGGCCAAGAACCAGCGUGGCUGCAUCUUGACCUGUAACCAUGGCAACGGCGGGUGCCAACACAUCUGUGAAGACACAGAGCAAGGGCCGGUGUGCAGGUGUCACAGCAGGUACUCGCUGCAGGCCGACGGCCGCUCCUGUAAAGAAAGAGAUGAAGCGGCCACCACCACGUCUGACCACAAUGUCACUUCCCUCGCCGAUGUGGACAAGCGUGUCAAGCGGCGCCUACUCAUGGAGACUUGUGCCGUAAACAACGGAGGCUGCGACAGCACAUGCAAAGACACGUCCACGGGCGUUCGCUGCAGCUGUCCUGUGGGCUUCACUCUCCAACCGGACGGCAAAACCUGCAAAGACAUAGACGAGUGUGAAUUUCACAACGGAGGCUGCGACCACUUCUGCAGGAACACCGUCGGCAGUUUUGAGUGUAGCUGCCGCAAAGGCUUCAAACUCCUGACGGACGAGCGGUCGUGCCAGGAUAUCGACGAGUGCUUCUUUGAGAGGACCUGUGACCAUACUUGUGUGAACUCCCCUGGGAGCUUUCAGUGCAUGUGCAAUAAGGGCUACACGCUCUACGGGCUCACACACUGUGGAGACAUUAAUGAAUGCAGCGUGAACAACGGAGGGUGUAGGCACACAUGUGAGAACACCAUGGGGGGCUUCCAGUGUCACUGCCACGCCGGCUACAGGCUGCACUGGAACAAGAAGGACUGUGUUGAAGCAGACGGGUUUUCAGCAGAGGCAGCCUCAGCCAAACCCACCCUGAACUGCAGCAAGCAUGGAGGGGCUGAGCAUUGCUACCUCACCUGCCAGUCGCAGGUUAACAUCAGCAGUGGGGCAGAGGAUUCCUAUACCGUGACCUGUGGGCUGCCCUUGCCAGGUGUAGCUGGUGGACAGUGGAAUGACAGUGGCUCUCAUUGCCUUGGGUCAGACGCUACCUGUGGCCACAGGAUCAAAACAGUGGCUACUUUUAAAUCCGGCCCGGGGAAGUGCAGCCUGAAACGGAGUCAGGACAAGUUCACUGAAAGUUUCAACAAGGCUCUGACAGAUAAGAGGCCUUUGCCUACAGAGAAUGUGCAGUUUAGCUUUGUGAGGCUGCACUGCAGCUCCUCGGGCCGCCGGCAGCGUAGUCGGCACGGGCGAAAGGCGGGCGAGGACGAGGGCUCGUCCAUCACCGCCCAGUUUGAGCUGGAUGUGAACCUAGAGGAGGUAACAGCAGAGGGCUGUGACCUGGCGUGUGUGAGGCGGCGUUCCGAGAAGCGUCUGAAGAAGACCAUCCGGACUCUACGCAAGUCCAUCAACAGAGAGCAGUUCCACCUGCACUUCGCCGGCUCAGAGUAUGAACUGGCUAAGAAACUGCCCCGGCCUGGGGACACACCUGAGCACUGCGGCACUGGACAAACACUAGUCAACAAGAAGUGUGUGAGCUGCAGUGUGGGAACAUACCAUGACACCGAGCAGGGGAGGUGUGUCUCCUGUCCAGCCGGGACGUACCAAGAUGAGGAAGGACAAGUGUCAUGUGAGGUGUGCCCGGGUCCGGAGGACGGCAGGGCCACCCCGAGAGCCACAGGAGCCCGGAGCAUCGCAGAGUGUGGAGGGCAAUGCUCUCCUGGACAGUUCUCUCCUGACGGCUUUGUGCCCUGUCGGCCCUGCCCCCGAGGCACCUACCAGCCGGAAAUGGGUCGCACCUUCUGCUUCCCUUGUGGGGGAAGUCUCAUAACCAAGCACGAUGGUGCAGUGUCCUUCCAGGCCUGCGAGACCAAAGUGCAGUGUUCUCCUGGACACUACUACAACACCAGCACUCAUCGCUGCAUUCGCUGCCCUGUGGGAACAUACCAGGUGGAGUUCGGCCAGAACUACUGUGUGGCCUGUCCUGGAAACACCACCACUGACUUUGAUGGUUCGACCAACAUCACGCAGUGCAAAAACAGGCACUGUGGAGGGGAGCUUGGAGACUACACCGGCUACAUCGAGUCACCCAACUACCCCGGUGACUACCCGGCCAACAUCGAGUGCACCUGGAUCAUCAAUCCACCUCCUAAGCGCAGGAUCCUCAUCGUGGUCCCUGAGAUCUUCCUCCCCAUGGAGGAUGAGUGUGGGGACUACUUGGUCAUGCGGAAGAGCUCUCUUCCAAAUUCAGUGACAACGUAUGAGACGUGUCAGACGUACGAGCGACCCAUUGCUUUCACCUCGCGCUCUAAGAAGCUGUGGAUCCAGUUCAGGUCCAAUGAGGGCAACAGUGGGAAAGGCUUCCAGGUGCCUUACGUAACGUAUGAUGAGGACUACCAGGAGCUCAUUGAGGACAUAGUCCGGGAUGGAAGACUAUACGCCUCUGAGAACCAUCAGGAAAUUCUAAAGGAUAAGAAACUGAUGAAGUGUCUCUUUGACGUUCUGGCUCAUCCACAAAACUUCUUCAAUUACACGGCUCAGGAAUCCAGAGAGAUGUUCCCAAAAUCAUUUAUCAAAUUCCUUCGCUCCAAAGUUCUGCGAUUUUUGCGUCCUUAGGAAUAAUCUGCAGAGAACUCUUUACGGAGUCACUAUACAGCCACUGA